Salvelinus sp. IW2-2015 is the source of this 748-nucleotide messenger RNA. Its product is annotated as myomegalin-like. Gene Ontology annotation, molecular function: calmodulin binding; gamma-tubulin binding; transcription cis-regulatory region binding. The record is from RefSeq and is a predicted model, not a curated record. NCBI's taxonomy places the organism in Eukaryota, Metazoa, Chordata, Actinopteri, Salmoniformes, Salmonidae. Gene Ontology annotation, cellular component: pericentriolar material; perinuclear region of cytoplasm; microtubule organizing center. Gene Ontology annotation, biological process: positive regulation of DNA-templated transcription; positive regulation of microtubule polymerization; establishment of mitotic spindle orientation.
UGAGUUUCACUGUCACUUCAUAGUUGACUGUUAGAGUUGUUGACAGUUAGACAGUAAGGACUGUUCUACUGAUAGAUUUGAAAUCUUCUUUGUUCAUGUUAUUAUGUUUUUAUUCAGUGUUGCUUUAGUUAGGAUGCGGGACUGAAUGGGGGGCUCUGUUGCCCCCUGUGAAAAACCCGUCACCAUGUCUAACAGUUUCCGUGGUUACCGUACUAUUUCUCAGCACCUAAAUGACCUGAAGAAGGAGAACUUCAGCCUGAAGCUGAGGAUCUACUUCCUGGAGGAGAGGAUCCAGCAGAAGUACGAGGACAGCAGCCAUGAUGUCCACAGGAGGAACAUUGAGUUGAAAGUGGUGGUGGAGAGCUUGAAGCAGGAACUCACAGAGAAACAGGAGAUUCUGGACAAGGCCUUGUCGACGUCUGAGAGCCAGACCAAUCAGAAUGAGGAGGAGGAGCAGCAGCGUGGCUGUGAGGCGAGGCAGCAGGAGAUCAGCCACAUGCGGGAGAUCCUGGAAACCAAGGUCCAGCUGCUGCAGGAGGAGGUCCAGCUAGCGCGGGCCGAGGCUGAGGAGAUGGCCUCUCUAGCAGAGGAAGAGUCCCAGCGCUGCCUGGUCCUGGAGAGAGAGAUGAUGAUGAAGAUGGAGGAGGAUGAGGACGAGGAAGAGUGUAAGGGAGGGUCACUAGGAGCCAGGCUGCAGAAGGAGGCCGUGGCAGAGAAGGAGAGGUGAGGAUGGAAGACAGGUGGUUAU